AUGGGCAAUCCGCGAAGAGAGUUCUUGAAGGUUAGCAUUCGCUGGAGUACCAUGCGCAACUGUGAAGAUGUCGCAAGGUUAGUGAUGAAGACGCAAGGAAGGAGUUCAACACGGGUCGCUGAUCAGCGGGAAGGAAAAAAAGGUAAGCAGGUGCUGGUGUGGAACCGUGAUUCGAGUCGAUCAGAGAGGGUGGGGAUGGGUGGGAAAUGGACGAAACGGAGGACAGGAGGGACUGGAGGGAACCAACACCGACCAACGCAACAGGAGAGCAAGGCGUUCGGGCACCAGCGUCAGAUGGAUUCAAUUCGCUGGCCAGCACCUGAUUGUGGCUUGGAGCGAAUGAGAGCAGUUGUAGGGUGGAUUGGAACCGUGACAGGGAUCAUGCAGCUCCCAAGUCGCACCAGGCCUUCGUUGCUGUCCUCUCUGCACAAUGGCAAGAAGAUUCGGGGGUAG
This is a messenger RNA of Penicillium samsonianum, 453 nucleotides long. RefSeq lists its product as uncharacterized. The record is from RefSeq and is a predicted model, not a curated record. The transcript has a single exon. The coding region runs from base 1 to 453 and encodes 150 amino acids. Lineage: Eukaryota; Fungi; Ascomycota; Eurotiomycetes; Eurotiales; Aspergillaceae.